CACUAAAAAAAAUAAUACAAAUCGAAAACAAAGCCCCAUUGCGCCCCAUUAAGCAAAUGCUAAAUUAGUUCGUUGUGUAAAGGUGUGAAGCAUUAUUUGUCGAAAUUGGCCUACCGCAACAAACCCCAUUUGCUUGUGUUGGUUUUCGCCCAAUUAUUUGGCCAAAGUACCACGGAGUUUUGUAAAAAUAUUUCUGGAAAAUCUUCCUCAAAGUGCAGUGAUUGUGUUUGUGUGCUCGAUUCGUUUGUAGAACGGUAACAGGUAAAACAACAUCAACAUCAAUAUCAACAAUCCGAAUCCGAACGAGCGACCGCUAUCGGUGAAUAUAACCAUUAAAAUGAAGUUAAAGUCGCUCCCCAGCUGCAUACAAAUGCUGCUGUAAAUAAGUCUAAACAAACACUGGCAGUUGUUAAUGACAGGAAGGAGAGCUUUCAAGAACUGGAGGACUCCCAAUCCCUUGGCGCGGACUAACCGAAAGUAAAUUGAAAUUUCAGCACGUUCUCGGGUCCGGACCAGUGCACAUCCAUCGAGCGACUGCCGGGUUUUGCAUGCUGGCCGGGCAGAUAGCCCCGGCGUGAGCACACACAUCGGGCUGGAAAAGAUAUAGGCAACGAGUCAUCCAGCCAUCCAGCCAACCAGCUGCAUCGAAUAUAUCUCGGCCAAAUGUACGCCGGUCGGGCGACACAAUUUGCCAAAACCAUCAGCAGCAUGGCGUGCAGCAUACAGAAGCAACCUCAGGCCCCGCAAUCAGUGGAUCCUGGCACUGCAGGAGUGGAUCGGGUGGGUGGAAUGGGAGGGGGAGGAGGUGGUGGCCCCAGUGGAGCUGGCACCGUCCCCUCCACCCCGAAGACCAAGAGCGCCCAGCCGAGGGGCUCCCUGCCAACGGAUGUGAACCAACCACCGUUGGAAUUUCAGUGGCCACCGCCCGUUCCUGUUUCGAUACACACGAGCAACUUGCGUCUGAACAUGAUGAACCAGGAUCCCAAGGACCUCCAUACAGCCCGAGCCAUUAUUGAGGAGCUGCGCUCCAAAGUGCGCUUCCAGACGGAGCACAUCAUGAAGUGGCGCAAGGCGUAUGCCAUGCAGGUUCAGCAGCACUAUCGGUAUCAGAAGGAGAAAUCAGAUCAGAUGAACUCGUUGACCUCGCAGCUCUUGCUCCUAGAAUCCCGACUGAAGCGGAAGCAGAAGCAGAUAGCAAGUCUAUUGAACCAUCGGGAGUUGACCAUCCAGCGUCAGCAGAAGAUCAUCGACACCCUGUCCUCCCGGUUGGUGGAUCAUGGCUUGGAGACCAUUGAAGCUAGCUAUGCCAACGAGCUGGACUCCCUGAACGACUCGGACUCGGCGGUGGUGCUGGAGGACAUUGACUCCGACAGUCCGAUGACCUUGGGCACGCGACGGAAGAGUAGUGGCGCUGGCGGAUUGGGCGGAGUCCUGGGCAGCGACGGCAUCACCAUAGUACGGUCCAUAUCCGAUGCGAUCGAGACGAAUCACAACAAGUACGGAGCGGCCAGGCGAAACAACUGCUUCCUGCGUCGUCCCGAUAUCCUGGAAACCGUUUACUCCGUCGAGGAGGAUCCCGAACCCACCACGGACGUGGCCGAAAAGCGGGACAAGUUCAAGAACCGCUCAGACAAGGCUCUAAGUUCGAGCUCGACCGAGGGUCAGAUAGACGCCGCCAGUUCCUCGACCGCGGACAAAGCCAAAGAUUCAUCGCCCGUCGAGGGCGGAUCCACCAUUCCAAGACGUCAACUAGGAGCCCUCAAAAGAUCUCCCAGCCACGACUCUCCGUGCACCACACUCAGUGUCAAGGUCCCCCAGCUGCAGCCACCAUCUCCUCCACCAUCGGCAGGUGGAGCGCAGGAGCCGCCCAACGGAAAAACCCAGGUGACCAACUACAACCGGGUUAUGUUGAACCAUCGCUCGGUGACGAAGCCCAAGGACGUGAAAUACAAGCGCAUCAACAAGGCAAAGUCCAAGAGUCUGGAGGAGCUGAGAGGGCGUCUCAAGAACCUAGUGGAGCGGCCUCCUGGCCUGGACGGCGGUUUCUCCGGCGGCAUGAUGCCGCAGACGGCGCAGUCAUAUGCGUGACACUCGCAGCAGCCGGACGGGGAGUCCCAAAGGUCAACGGAAGGGGUGAAGUUGGGAGGGCAGCCGGAGGCGGCGAUGGAACCUCAUCCGCGGAGGGAGAGCGCGGAGCCAAUGACUUCGACCUCGGCCACGACCUCGACCUCGACCACGACCACGACUUUGAUCUCCGCCGCCCAGGAGCCGCAGGGCAGCAGACAUGGCUUUCCCAAGAGGUCGCUGACCUUGCCGCGCAUCCUGGUGCCCCGGCAAUCAGCAGCGGGACUGGCGGGCUCUAGCGGCGGGGGCGGCGGUGGGCGUGGCGGCUUCUAGCAAUUAAAGAAAUUUUUCAUACGCAAUUGUGAUAAAAAGUAAACACGUUUUCUUCCUCCGUCUCUGUACUGCCGACUUCAGUUGCUUUAACAUGAUUCUCUUUUGUAACAUUUGUUUCCUUGACAUUUAUCCUAAGCUUAGUUUGGUUAACUAUGCAUUUACAUACAUAAGUCUAGCUUAAGUUUUACAAACCGUACUGCAUUUUGACGUAACAUUACACAUAGUUUUCACAAAACAAAUAAAUCAUUUUGUAAACCUAAUUUUCUGUCUAUGAUUUUCACACUUUACAAAGAGCGUAUGAAAAAUUUCUCCAACCGUAAGUCAGAUAUAUCA
Drosophila teissieri is the source of this 2730-nucleotide messenger RNA. RefSeq lists its product as uncharacterized. The transcript has 6 exons. Lineage: Eukaryota; Metazoa; Arthropoda; Insecta; Diptera; Drosophilidae. Bases 664 to 2088 code for a protein of 474 amino acids. The record is from RefSeq and is a predicted model, not a curated record.